AUGCAUUGAGAGUUAACUAUAAAAACAUAACGGCACACGGUCAGUUGCCACACCGCCGCAACUGAGGAGAGACGCAUACAUUUAACCGUGAUAUCCGAACAGCACAAAUACUGAAGAAAUAAAACCCCAACUAUGUCUGAAGGCGAUAACACCAGUGCAAAUUUGUUGGCUCAAGAAACGAGUCAGCUGGAAGAACAAUUGCAAGGAUGGGGAGAGAUUAUUCUGGCUGGAGAUCAUUUUCUUCGGUGGGAGAGGCCAUGGUACCCUGGAGCAUUAGUGGGCGUCUCCACAGUCCUCUUCACGCUGAUCUACUAUUUGGACCCCUCUGUGCUUACCAGUCUGUCCUGCACUGUAAUGAUUCUGUGUCUGGCUGAUUACCUGGUACCCACUCUUGCCCCCCGUGUCUUUGGUUCCAACAAAUGGACCACAGAACAGCAGCAACGUUUCCAUGAGAUCUGUGGGAACCUUGUGAAGACCCAGCACCGGGUGCUCAGCUGGUGGAAACGUCUGUUUGCCCUGAAGGAAGAAAAGCCUAAAAUGUAUUUCCUCUCUGUGAUCAGCAGUCUUGUGGCUGUGGCCUGGAUUGGACAACAAGUGCAUAACCUCUUCCUCACUUACUUGAUCGUGAGCUUCCUUCUGCUUCUCCCUGGACUCAACCAGCAUGGUAUCAUCACCAAAUAUGCUGGCAUGGCAAAGAGGGAGAUCAACAAGCUACUCAAACAGAAGGAGAAGAAGAAUGAUUAAAAGAAAAUGCUUUGAAAUAUUAGAGUGAAAAGUUGAAAGAAUUAGACCUUUUAAACAUCUCCCCUGCUUAUCAGCAACCGACCUGAAGACCAACUUCAAGCUGUUGCAGAAACUGAUAGCUGAUAAAGUGAAAAUAUCCAUAAAAAUAUAUGCAUAUAUCACUUCAAACCAUUUUGUUUGGGGGUUUUUCCCCCAAAAAAAUUCAGUUUAAAUGAGAAUUUUUCCAUCUCUUUAAAUAAAUAAAACACUGAUGCAUUAAUUUCAGAUCUUUCAUCCAUGUAUUUGCAUGUCAUAGUAAAUGUGUUAAGUCUGUGCGUAUGAAGACUGCUUUAUUGCGUGCAGUCCAUUUGCAUGCCAGCAAGGCAACCACUGAACAACAUUUAAUUCAAUCAGGCAUAGAACACAUUAUCAUAAAAUCUUCAAAUGUAGCCUGUUUUUCCUUGGGAUGACUUGGAAACAUGUAUUUGCACACUGUUCUGAAAAUUGCACUGGAAAAACCGAAGUAACUGGAGUGAAAGCUUGUUUGUGUGGGGCAAUUUAGACCCAUACUGCUGUACUAGUGUAGACCUCAUAGCUCUAGCCAUUUCCCAAUCCAACAUCUGGUGCUGGGCUGUAAAUAUACAUUUUCAUUUUCACUCUUUGUAUUUCUCUGUUUCUAGUAGCUUGUGUAUGUCUUUUUUCAUGCUUUUAACUGUCAUUUUAUGUUUGUGUUCACAACAAUAAACUAUUAUUCAAGCCAAA
Messenger RNA from Xyrauchen texanus (razorback sucker), 1485 nucleotides. Its product is annotated as ADP-ribosylation factor-like protein 6-interacting protein 1. The record is from RefSeq and is a predicted model, not a curated record. The transcript is spliced from 6 exons. Bases 133 to 744 code for a protein of 203 amino acids. NCBI's taxonomy places the organism in Eukaryota, Metazoa, Chordata, Actinopteri, Cypriniformes, Catostomidae.